Rhododendron vialii is the source of this 3256-nucleotide messenger RNA. RefSeq names its product receptor-like kinase TMK4. NCBI's taxonomy places the organism in Eukaryota, Viridiplantae, Streptophyta, Magnoliopsida, Ericales, Ericaceae. The record is from RefSeq and is a predicted model, not a curated record. Gene Ontology annotation, biological process: protein phosphorylation. The transcript has 3 exons. The coding region runs from base 168 to 3020 and encodes 950 amino acids. Gene Ontology annotation, molecular function: ATP binding; protein binding; protein kinase activity.
AACACUUCUCGGGUGAAAUCCUUGUCAAUUGCUCCCCAAAAUAACGGUAAUCCGUCCACAAUUUUAGCUACCACUCAAAUCUCCCUCCCUCCCCUCUCUCUCUCCUCUCUCUCUCUCUCUCUCUCAAUGAGAGAGAAAGAGAACCAACAACAAAAACAACCACAACAAUGGUAGAACACCACCAAACACAUCCAACCAACUUUUCCUUCCUCUUCCUCCUCACAACCUCCUCCCUCCUCCAUCUCUCCUCCGCCGCCUCCACCACCAUCGCCACCUCCACCGCGUCCAAAGAUGACGCCGCGGUCAUGUCCAAACUCGCCAAAUCCCUCACCCCAACCCCCACCGGCUGGUCCACCUCCAACCCCUGCGACUGGACUGGCAUUGCCUGUGACUCCUCCGGCCACGUCACCUCCAUUUCCCUCUCCUCCAAAUCCCUCUCCGGCCAACUGCCCUCCGAAUUAAACCUGCUCUCUCACCUCAAAUCCGUCUCUCUCCAACGCAACAGCCUCUCCGGCCCCCUCCCUUCUCUCUCCAACCUCCCCUCCCUCCAACAGGCCUAUCUUGACAACAACAACUUCACCUCAAUCCCUUCCCCUUUCCUCACCGGCUUAACCAGCUUGCAAACCCUCAGCCUCAGCGAAAACCCCAAUCUACCCCCGUGGACCCUCCCCGAAACCUUAGCUGAUUCCACAACCUUAACCACUCUCUACAUUGGAAAUUCCAAUCUAGUCGGCACAAUGCCGGAUAUAUUUGCCUCGCUCCCGAGUCUUCAAAAUCUCAGGCUUUCAUAUAAUAAUUUAACCGGUGCUUUGCCACCUUCGUUUGCCAAGUCGGGGAUUCAGAACCUAUGGCUCAACAACCAGCGCAUUGGGAUUUCGGGUAGGAUCGACGUGCUUGGUUUAAUGUCGCAGUUGUCACAGGUUUGGCUACAUCAGAACCAAUUUUCGGGUCCAAUUCCUGAUCUUUCCCAAUCGACCUCCUUGUUUGAUCUUUCGCUUCGCGAUAACGAGUUAACGGGUCCUGUCCCGACGUCUCUGACUAUGCUCCCAAAAUUGGUUAACGUCUCGUUGCAAAACAACAAGUUACAGGGCCCACUACCUAGCUUUCCUAGUGGUGUUCAGGUGAGUCUUGGUGAAACUAAUAAUUUCUGUAAUCCGAAACCCGGCCCGUGUGACCCGCAGGUGACUACAUUGCUUGAAAUUGCAGGGGGAUUGGGUUACCCAAUGGGUUUAGCUGAAUCUUGGUCAGGGAAUAACCCUUGCGACGGGUGGAAAUCUAUUUCCUGUGACUCUAAAGGAAGUGUAACGGUGCUUAAUUUUGGGAAACAGGGUUGGAGUGGGAUUAUAUCCCCUGCUAUUGCUAACCUCACUGGAUUGACCACUUUGCUUUUGAAUGAUAACAAUCUUACUGGCACUAUUCCUCCUGGAUUGACAAAGUUGGCGCAACUCCGACUUCUUGAUGUUUCCAAUAAUAACAUUUCCGGUGAAGUACCGUCGUUUGGUUCGGGUGUAACAGUGAAGAUAUCUGGGAACCCGUUUCUUGGUGGGAAAAUUGUUUCUGCUGGAAAUGCAACUUCUCCUUCUCCUCCUUCUUCUUCUUCUCCUUCUUCUUCGAAUAGUAGCUCUCCGAGUGAAAGUUCAUCCGGUGGGACUACUGGUUCAUCAUCCGGUGGAACUGGAACUGGGACUGUUGGAACACGUAAAUCAUCCACAUCACUUUGGGUGAUUGUUGGUUCCGCUAUUGCUGCUGUGAUUGUGAUAGUAAUUUUGUCAUUGGUAGUUUACAUACGGGUUGUGAAGAAAAGGAGUAGGAGAUCCAAAUGGGCUUCAAAAGGCAAAGAGAAAUCGAAAAAGGGUGGAGGCUCUGGAAGUGAAAUGCCUAGUCAAAGUAGUGCUGAUAACACCGAUAUCCAAGUUCAUGAUGGUGGCAACGUUGCCAUCCCAAUAGAAGUACUCAGGGAAGUGACCAAUAAUUUCAGUGACGAUAACAUUUUGGGCCGUGGUGGAUUUGGUGUUGUGUACAGAGGACAACUACAAGAUGGGACCCAAAUUGCGGUUAAGAGGAUGGAAGCAAUGGUGUCGAGUUCGAAGGGGCUCAGUGAGUUCCAAGCUGAAAUUGCAGUUCUAUCAAAGGUCAGGCACCGACAUUUAGUCGCACUUCAUGGGUUUUGUAUCAAUGGGAGUGAAAGGCUUUUGGUUUAUGAGUACAUGCCUCAGGGGACAUUAGCCCAGCAUUUGUUCAGUGAAAUGGGAUUACCUCCGCUUACAUGGAAGCAAAGAGUCACCAUAGCCUUGGAUGUUGCCAGAGGGGUUGAGUACUUGCACGGCUUAGCGCAGCAGAGUUUCAUUCACAGAGAUCUAAAACCCUCUAACAUACUACUUGGAGAUGACAUGAGAGCUAAGGUGUCUGAUUUUGGAUUGGUUAAGAACGCGCCAGAUGGGAAGUGCUCGGUGGAGACUAGGUUGGCUGGAACAUUUGGUUAUUUAGCGCCAGAGUAUGCUUCGACAGGGAGAGUGACAACAAAGGUUGAUGUUUUCGCAUUUGGGGUGGUGCUUAUGGAAAUAAUCACAGGUAGAAAAGCGCUAGACGAGAGCUUACCAGACGAGAACAGCCAUCUAGUUACUUGGUUCCGAAGGGUUCUUAUUCUUAAUAACAAGGACAGCAUCAGGAAAUCACUAGACCCCGUGCUGGAUCCAGAUGAAGAAACCUUUGAAAGCAUAUGCAAAGUAACGGAAUUAGCAGGACACUGUACUGCUAGGGAGCCUUUGCAGCGCCCGGAUAUGGGUCAUGUGGUGACUGUGUUAUCUCCCCUGGUGGAGCAGUGGAAACCAACCUCCCAAGAAGUAGAAGACAGCUUUGGCAUUGGCUUUGGAAUGAGCCUUCCUCAAGCAAUACAACAGUGGCAAUUGGGUGAAGGUACUACCGUGAUUCCCAGCGGUUACCAUUAUAGUUACAACACACCUAUAAGCACGCCUGAGGGAACUUCGGGGUUUGCUUUGGGUCCAAGAGAUGGGCGAUGAUUAAAACGGAGCUGUAAAAGCCAAAGUAUAUAUUGAGACGGGUUUCCGCAAUGUUUUUAAAAAUUCUUUCAUGUACCUUGAAAUGUUUUCAAUAAUUCUGUUCAUACACCAAGGGACAGAUAAGUUGUCGAAUAGAGAUGACAAAUGUGGUACAGAGAUAACUUUGGUCAUGUAGAGGUGGAAAGGAACUAAAAUGAUAUGAUCACUGAAGUCAAGGACGAUCACAAGAUUCCUUA